Molecule: messenger RNA, 1588 nt
Organism: Paramuricea clavata
Lineage: Eukaryota; Metazoa; Cnidaria; Anthozoa; Malacalcyonacea; Plexauridae
Source: the annotation of a GenBank genome assembly
GUUUUUGUCAAGACAAGGCGUGAAAAUAAAGUGGAAUUUUGCGAUGAUGAAAUCAGUCAUUCAACUUAUAUUUGUUCUUUGGUGUGGAGUGGUUACAAAUGCACAAGACAAUGGUAAAAAAAUCACGUCUUGUUUGUAAUACAACAAAAAUAUCUUUAUGGCAGUUGUGAUAUAUACAGAAUGAUAUUAAGUAUACAAACAUGUGCUGAAGGCGAGUGUAAGGGGGAAAUCACGUACUCCUCCUAAAUUCUCGUAUACUAUGACGUAAAUGUUUGAAAAACCAUGUAAUUAUAUGUACCGUAUCAGUUAUAUAGACCAUAAAUACAUUAGUCAUGAAAUGUCCCAAUCAGAGUGUAAGACAGAAAGUAGGCGCUGUAUAUUCGUACAGAAUCGGUACCAAAUCGACUAAUACCAGGCGCAGGUUUGUAUAAAACUUUAAAAAACUUAUUCAUAAUUCAUAAAGAAAACACAAAGAAAAAUCAUAAGCGUGUCGUAUCUGUAUAUGUGAUACAGAUUCAUGUUGAUUUACAUAAACUUUAACUUUGAUUUUCUCGGCUUAGACAACGUUUAUUUUUAAAAUUGUUUCGCCAAUGAACUCAUAAGAUGAGUCGUUUUUUAAGUCAUUUACAACAUUCGCGUCCGUGAUAAUAAUGAUAUUUGUGGUGUUACUCUGAGUGCAUAUCCACACCGGGCGAGCUUGAAAAAUAUGCCCGGCCACAGUGGGAUUCGAACCUACGACCUUUGGAAUACUAGCCCAAUGAUCUUCCAACUGAUCUAUGCGGUCAGGACGGUUCGAGUUAGUGAUAUUUCGGAACAGAAUCUAGUUCCUUCAAUACCAACCGUCCUGACCGCAUAGCUCAGUUGGAAGAGCAUUGGGCUAGUAUUCCACAGGUCGUAGGUUCGAAUCCCACUGUGGCCGGGCAUAUUUUUCAAGCUCGCCCGGUGUGGAUAUGCACUCAGAGUAACACCACAAAUAUCAUAUUCACCUGAGUACACUACACCAACAGAGAAAAAAAAAUUCGCGUCCGUGUUGUAUCGGAUAUACAAACUCUCGCCUUCGGCUCGAGUUUGUAUAUCCGAUACAACACGGCCGCUCAUGUUGUAAAUAUUACGUCAACGUUGCAGUUUUUAACUAAUGAAACAAGAAUAAAGAAUAUAUAUACAAGACUUCAGAAUUGCAUCUAAGCCAAGAAAAUAAAUAUUGUUAAAAAAAUCAUUAUACUUCUUAGUAUAUAUAGCAAGUUUUCUGUACAAUCAGUUUUCAUGCAGGUUUUCAGUUAUGCAUGUGUAUAGACAUGAAAUUUUAAUAGUUUUUUUUCAAACUUUCACCUCUCAUUUCAGAAACUUUAAUUAAUUUUUUUAUUCAGGAUUCAAUUUAAAAGGUUAAAAACGAUAAAUGGUUAAAAUGACAACGUUUCGAGCAACUUAGUUGUUCUUCGUCAAGUAUAUGUUUCUUUUAUAGAACCGUUGUCGUUGUCGCUGAGGGAAAAUGCCACUAGCAUUGUUCGUCCAAGGCCAAGUCGCACUGCAGUUGUUGGUACCGUGAAUGCUACUGUAAUAUCUACACCAACAUUUCACUCAGCCACAG